Dreissena polymorpha is the source of this 5998-nucleotide messenger RNA. RefSeq lists its product as uncharacterized. The transcript is spliced from 5 exons. The record is from RefSeq and is a predicted model, not a curated record. Bases 3157 to 4566 code for a protein of 469 amino acids. NCBI's taxonomy places the organism in Eukaryota, Metazoa, Mollusca, Bivalvia, Myida, Dreissenidae.
CAAUUUGUUGUGGCCUAACAUAUCAUAUUAAAUCGGUAAGUUUACGGGUUGCGGAAUGAAAAUGCCUGGUAGCGAAAUUCACGGACUGAAGAAUAAAAAUUCCAGAUAAAACAAUUCAUUACUUUCAGAUAAAUGACACUGCUUAACUAAUAUAUUAAUAUGGAACAAUUCGGUCAUAUUUUAAGGUAUUUUGAUUAAUUAAAUGUAUUAUAAACAAUGCAUUAAUUCAGUAAUCUUUAUUUCCGAUGUCCGAUUUUAUUAUGCUUUGAAUUCCAAUCAUAUAAUUAAUUUAUAAUAUUGCCUCAAGUAGAAAUGUCCUUGUAUGGUCUUUCUACGUAGUUCGGUCGAGUUUAAAAUGUUGAUUUACUCUACACUAUCAAGUCCACAGGAUAUUUUAACCAAACAAUGAUAAACACGGGUCCCGUAUGGAAGGUCUCGUGUCUGUACAACAACGCCGAACUCAACCGCUAUUAGAAGUUAAGUGUCUCCAGACAUACUGGUUCAUUUACACGAUUACUUUGGAAUACAUAUAAUCAAACCAUUUUAAAUUUGAUAAAAAUCCGCAUGUCUCGCUUGUCAAGUUUAUGUGACUACAUGCGAGCUAAACGUAUUAAAUGGAUCCUUACAUAUAUAUAUAUUAACUGCUUAUAUGGAUUAUUGUCGUACAUAUAGGUAUUUGAACAUAAACUUGAACAAGUAAUAAACCACAUUUGUGGUUAUGACAAUCUAAUCAAUUUCUUUGUGAAGCGGCAUUGUCCAGAUAAACAAAUAAUGUAUGUUGGUCUUUAAAAAUUAUCUCAUGAACCACAUGACAGCCUAAUUCGUUAAUAAUGAUAAGUUUGAAUCGGACGUAUCCACAAUGCCAUUGUCAUCUUAUUCUUUCUCAACUAUAAAAUAAAUAGACCCCAACAUGUAGUCAACCUCCCUUAAAAAAGCGUAGCGAAUUAUGCUCAAACUUUCACAAUUGAACGUUAUUUGUGAUAGCAAGCCCUUUUUAAUGUACUUGUGAAUUGCCUGUGUUACAAUAUGUUUCAUGUGGGCAUCACAGUUAUGUGUAUUUCAGAGUACCGGUAUAUACCGAAGUUCCUAUUCCAGUACCCUUUUUAUGCCCAAGUAAUCGUUUACAAUUGACCCACUGCCGACUCGCAAGAAAUGGGGACAAAUGUCAGAAUAUCCGCUUCAAAAGUUCAAAAUUAUGUGUAUUUGGUAUUUUGUUGUGCGUUGGGGACACUCGAGUUUGCGUAGGCAAGACCGCAAGUUGGAUACGAUUAGUAUAAACUAACUCUUAUUUAGACGCGAUGUGUAUAACUGUAAUACAUGCAUGUGCGGAAAGUGUUUUCCCAUAUAAGCCUGUGCAGUCUGAACUGGCUGAUCAGAGACGAAACUAUACGCUUUUACGCAAUUUUUGGUUUAAAGGAGGUCUGUUAUAAAAAACAAUCCAGUUUAGGCGGAAAGUAUCGUCCCAGCUGAUACUUAAGUCGCAUGCAUUAAACACAGUUUUCCCAGAACGAGGCUCACGUAGUCCCUAAAUAGUGUGUGUACUCAGCUUCUCUCAGACUGCGUAGCGGACUAGGCUCAAUAUGCACAACACAAUACAUUUGUAUUAAGUGUCGUCCCGAAUUAGCGCGUGAAAUGUGCACAGGCUAACCAGGGCUUAUAAUUUCCGCUUACAUUUAAUUUUGUGCAGAUCAGACCCUUUUUAACAAACAAUUCUAUAAAAGCGGAAUGUGUCUUUCCUAAUAGCCUGUUCGGUCUGCAAAAAUUAAGCUGUGAAGACAUGCGAAUGAAUUAAGCCCCGUUUUCACAGAGCGCGGCUAAUAUUUAACUUAAAGUUGUUGAGAGUACAUUUCGAGCACCAGCGUGUUGGUACCUCUGCAUCCGACUUGCAAUGGGUGCCUAGUGUUUGUUAUGUUGUCAGUUUCCGCUUACUUAACGAAGAACGAAGAAACCGAGAAAAUCUCUGUCACUAAAGACCUGAUUACUAGAACCGAGGCGUGUAUUGUUUCUUUGACAAUAGGCUGGGUUGAGUAAUAUGUGUGGGGUAUGGUAUCCUAGUGUCUGGAUAGAUUUGCGAUGCAGGAGAAAAAAACCGCAAAAGUUUUUUUUAUUAUUUAGCCUUGCUAUGUGAACAGGGUGUUUAAUUCAUGUGCGUAAAAUGUCGUAACAGAUUAGCGUGUGCAGUCCGAACAACCAAGGACGACACUUUCAGUCUUAACUGGAGUUUCGAUAUGAAGAAACUUUCUUUAAAGUAAACAAAAACAUAACAGCGGAAAGUUUCGUCUCUUAUUAGCCUGCGCGGACUGCUUAUGCUAAAUAAAUAUGGGACGACAAUUUACGCACACGCAUUAAACUCCCUUUCUCAAAGCAGAAUCUCAUUUUUCAGAACAUCUAGAGUUGAAGAAGUACCGUUACAUCAACACUUUGUUGACACAAGCUACGUGGAAAAAGCUUAAAUGUCAUCAUAGAGUGUUGAACUAGUUGGAUGGAAUAAUUUUGAAUUAUGCAAGUAGGCAAUAAUUACAAUGGAGACGCCGUCCCAAUAUUUAGUGUAAAGACACUUAACCGAUAGCACAUAUUAACUCUGCGCAUUUUCAUAAUAAGUAUGUUCCUGACGGAGUUGAGUUUUAAUCGUUUAAACCUGACACUAUUUUAUUACAAUCCAUUCAAUUGAAUGCCUGCGCCUUCAAAUACCGAAGAUAUCAAUAGAAAUCAUCAGACCAUUCAGGUUUAUUUCAAUAGAUUGUGUAUUGGUAUAUUUUUAAUUGAAGCAUUGGUUAUUAUACUUGAAGUAUUGGUUUAAAUGAUUUGUCAAUAAUGUGGAGACACGUGAAUCACUGCUAUUUAUUCAGGCAUUAAUUUGUUUGUUGUAUUAUUGAAUCAACUCUCAAGUUAAGGAAGCUAUCUGUAGAAGUUUAAACACAGUGUUGGCAGGGAAACUAGUGGAAGGCCUUAUUUGUGUCAGAAGAUCGUCGAAAAACAAGGGGUAUCAGAAACUUCAAUCAAUCAUUAAGGACGACAUCUAAAAACUCUUGAUUAAACUAGCUACGUGGCGGUCCACAUGCCAUAUCAAAACAAGUCGCGUGCGUUACUGCAGUUUUCAAACAUUCCGCGCCGAAGAACAACCUUACUGAUCGGUCAAGGACACGCACUGUAUGGAUGGCUGACAGUGGCACAAGACAUGAUGAACCGGAAAGAUUCCGAAGACAUGGCAGUGUGUCCAGCAAACAAGACCUGAUUCAGUGGGAAAAUGCCUCCGUUGAGACAUGCACUAUACUGAGCUUGCUCGGUUACGGACUGGAGAUCAUACAGGCUCGGAGAGACGCAUAUCGGGAGUUAGGCAAGCUGUUAACUGCAUGGGCAUGUGGAAUGUCAACGUUAAUUAUUACGGGUAGCAAAGCUGAGGGGCUGAGCAGCAUCUUGGAAAGUGAUCGGGAUCACAUGAUUAUACUUAAUAGAGUGAUCUGUUUAGAAGAUGAUGUAAAUUCAAGGGCCUUUCCUGGGGAGAUAACCGUUUUGAGAUCACUCAGCCACAGGAGUUACCAUGGUCACUGUAGACUGCUACUGGAGAGACGCGGUACAGCAAUUCUCAGGCAAGUAAAUGAUGCGUUUUGUGAUGACGGAUAUGGUCGCGAACUUUUGAGCAGUGACUUGUAUGUUAAUAACUGGUCGAACGUAGACUUUACUGAGGGCGAGGUGCUGCAUGAGCGUGCGGGACAGUGUACAGUGGGUGGAAUUUAUCACAUGGACUGUGUCCAUGCAUUACGUUACAACUGCCCCAACAUCCUGUCAAAAUGGGCCGCAAGACCUCGCCACUGGCCGCCACCGGAAGUCGUUCAGAGGGUCGUAUCACUUGGGGCAGUUCUUACGCCUGUUGGAUUUAAAGGAAGUGAACAUCAGCAUGUUGAAUGGCGAGUGUGUUUUAACGCCGGUGAGAUGGAACUAAUUAGCAAUCUUAAUGACACUCAAACUAAAUUGUAUGUUUUAUUGAAAAUGAUAAAGAACGAUGUAUUACAUCCACGUAAGAAAGAAGUUUCAUCGUACACAUUGAAAAACAUAGUUUUAUGGAUGGCGGAAAAUAAUUCUCAAGCCUCGUUUCAUAAAAAAAGUAUUUUGCAGUGGUUGCAUGAAGCAUUGGAUGCGCUUAGAGUUGCAUUGAUCACCUUAGAGCUACCAUACUAUAUGAUUCCAGAAAGGAAUUUGAUGGCAACCUCUGGACUGGAUGUGGAACAGCAACGCACAUGGAUAUCAACGAUUACAGAUAUGCUCAAUGAAGGUCCUAGGGUGAUACUCAGACUUCCAAAGAUACGACAAUGCAUCGUAGCUCAUCCUGAACCAUUACGAUGGUACAGCGGGAGGAGAAUUGAGCUGGAGUUGCUGAUGCUCAUGCGCAUGAACAGAGACUUAAUCUGUACGGAUGAGAACGGGGAGGUUGACUUUACCGAUGCGAUUUGGCAGGCAUUAGUGAGACGAAUGCAGGAGGUUGUAACGGAUGUUGGCGUGAGGAUGAGAAUGGAAGGGAGUCGAGUUAUCAACGCAAAGGCUAUUUUUGAUAGAAUUCUGAUGUAAAACGUUAAUGAUGAUCAAUAGAUCAGUAUCGAGGCGCGGACAACACGUAUUUAUAACUUUUGAGUACAUAUUAUAUUUAACGAAUCACCGAUCAUUGUUGCCAAGAACGUGAAAAUUAUACAACUUAUCGUAAUAGUGAUUUGUUCAGUAAUUGAUGUUUGACUUGCAGACGUUCGUUUCACUUUCUAAAAAUGUGCACAAUUUUACAAAAGAUGUGUUUACAGUAGGCUGAAAAAUUUACCGAAACAAUAAAUGUCGAUACAAUUAAUUGAAAAAUGUCAAUCGCAUAGAUGACAGUAGUUUGCAAAAUAAAGUUAUGUAAAGUAAUUUUACUAUAUUGUAUAUAUCUUAAUAAAAUAUGUAUGUAUCGCGCUUGGAAACCAGCGGUAUAAUUUCAAGUUAUGCAUAUAUUUCUUUUUAGAACUUAUAGUAGUAACUCAUUUUGUCGACGUAUGUAGAAAUGUGACUUUUGUUUAUUUGCGUAAGCAUGAUAGGAAAUAAAGUGUGUUUGUGUCAUUUGUAUCUCAUCUUCUUAUCUAAAUAUUCACUUGGUUUAUGGUUGGUAUUGUUAACGCAUUUGCACUGAAUGUAUAUAUGUGUUACUGACAGUUACUGAAAGUCCACUGGUAUUGUUGUAAUUGCUGUAAAUGUAUCGAUAAUAUUCUUGUUUUCCUUGUUGAGUAGAAACAUUGUUGUGAUUUGUAAUAUUGAUCAAAAAGUAUUGAACACAUUGUUGCAUUUAUCGAUAAAAAUGGUGCAUAUCUGUGUUUAUUCAAUUUUUUUAAAAUUUCUUCAAUAACGCUAUUGUUGCAUUCACAAAUAAGAAAUAAAGUGCAGUUGUUUUAAGCGAAUUGAUUAAACUACUUCUCAUGUGAAUUUAUAAUUGCUCGUGUUUUUUUACUGGACAAGGGAAUGUAAACUUUUGAGUUUUUGAACUGCCGUGGACCAUCCAUCAACAGCUACACGGUGCUGAAGGACACUGUCCUUGGCUUGGUUAUAGGUCCACGGGCGUAGAUGUAAGUAGUUUUUGUAUUGUUCAGUAUCGGUUGGAUCGUGAGGGGCACUGUGGGAGAAAAAGGACAUGUUCUACCAUGGCAUUUGAAAUGGCAUUUAAUACACACUGAUAUGUUCUGGUCACACUUAUAUGAUUGUUAAGCAUAAGCAUAUUUUUUGAAUUACAGUUUAUUAGAGGUAUCCAGUUAACAUCACUCUUACGCCAUUGGCUACACGUAUGUUAUGGCCAUUAAACUGUUGACUAUAUACUAAAUACCCAUUUUGUGUUGUAAUCAUAUGAAUGGAAUGGAAUUUUCUGCAUUGAAUGUAUGAGCGAUGGAGGACAUAUCAUGUUAAAAUGCAUGAUGCCUGAUUACAUUCCGAGGGUGUAACUUUGUAUGUUUAUUAGCAAUACAAUUAAACUCAGUUGCAAAACCAC